Molecule: messenger RNA, 1490 nt
Organism: Rubroshorea leprosula
Lineage: Eukaryota; Viridiplantae; Streptophyta; Magnoliopsida; Malvales; Dipterocarpaceae
Source: the annotation of a GenBank genome assembly
AAGAAAAUACACUGAAACUGAACUCUUCGUCACCCAGAAGAAGAAAUGGCAGCCAUGGCUAAAAGCUCGGAUUUUGGAGCUUUCAUGGAGAAAUUUACUCUUCAUCCAACCUCUUCAUCCGAUCAACUGCCCUUAAGUGGCCUCACUUUUGCUAUUAAAGACAUAUUUGAUGUGAAUGGAUACGUGACUGGGUUUGGAAACCCUGAUUGGGCAAGGACCCAUCAGGCCGCCACUUCAACGGCGCCGGCUGUGUUGUCUGUCUUAGGUGCAGGUGCCACCUGCGUUGGCAAAACUGUAAUGGAUGAGAUGGCAUACGGUAUAUUUGGAGAAAAUAAACAUUAUGGGACACCCAGGAAUCCAUGUGCACCAGAUAGGGUACCUGGGGGAUCUUCAAGUGGAUCUGCUGUUGCAGUAGCAGCAAAGCUUGUAGAUUUCUCCCUAGGAACUGAUACUGGAGCAAGUGUCAGAGUCCCUGGAUCUUAUUGUGGAAUUCUCGGGUUUCGACCUUCACAUGAUGUUGUCUCUACUGCUGGAGUUAUUCCUAUGUCACAGAGUUUUGAUACAGUAGGAUGGUUUGCUAGGGAUCCUUCGAUUUUGAGUCGCGUUGGGCAUGUCCUGCUGCAUUUGCCUAUAGCGGAUCCUAUCAAACCAAUCCAGGUUAUUAUUCCGGAGGAUUGUUUCUCCCUGUCAGGCAUUCCGAGCAAUCGAACAACUGAAGUUCUUAUAAAAUCAGUGAAGAAGCUCUUUGGGGAUCAUAUUGUAAAGCACGUUGACCUUGGGGACUACGUGAAGGAUAAAGUACCAAGCUUGCAAAAAUUCAUGAAUGUGGGAGAUGGAGAUCCUCAGUAUAAUAUAGCAUCACUGGCUGCCCUUUCUAGUGCAAUGAGGUUGCUCCAAAGGUAUGAAUUCAAGAAUAAUCAUGCCGAAUGGAUCACUAGAGUGAAUCCUGAUUUAGGUCCAGAAAUAUCUAAACGGGUAUGGGAAGCUGUUAGAACAACGGGGGAAAAUAUUGAUACUUGCCACUCUGUAAAGAUCGAGUUUCGUGCUGUGCUUUCUGCCCUCAUUGGGGAUUCUGGCAUCCUCGCCCUUCCCACAAUUCCUGGGGCUCCUCCCAAACUACUAACAGAUCCAACAACACUGGAAGAUUUUGGAGUGCAAGCUUACAGCUUUUUGUCAAUUGCAGGAGUAUCCGGAUUCUGUCAGGUGAGCAUACCUUUAGGUAUGCACAAUAACCUUCCUGUGUCAAUCUCUUUACUGGCCAGACAUGGUUCGGAUUCAUUCCUGUUGAAUGUUGUCGAGACUUUGUAUGAUACUCUUCAACAAGAAAGUGAAAUUGCUGAGAAAAUGAUUAACUAAAUCCACGCCGUAUCUAAUGUUAUACAGUAAGUUUCAUUUGGCUUUGAGAUAAUUAUAUUAAUGGAAUCGUCCUGAUGCACUCUACUGCUUGAGUUAUUCCUAUCUAUUUGCAAUUAUAAAUUUAUAAUGCAUAC